Molecule: messenger RNA, 2127 nt
Organism: Orbicella faveolata
Lineage: Eukaryota; Metazoa; Cnidaria; Anthozoa; Scleractinia; Merulinidae
Product: T-cell immunomodulatory protein-like
Cellular component (GO): plasma membrane
Source: RefSeq, a predicted model, not a curated record
AGCAGUCACUGACAUCUUGAUUUUAUUCGAUAUUAUUUUCAACCGCUAUGAAGAAGAUCCACAAACGAUGAGAUGCGAAUUCCUCUUUGUUUUGGUCUUUUAGUUUUCUUUUGGAGGCAGGUGUCUUCCUCCUUCAGUGAUGUAACUGAGAGCGUGGGUAUUUCAGUGGUUGAUGGAUAUUUAGCGGCGUUUGGUGAUUUCAAUGGUGAUAAACAAACUGAUCUUUUCAUCGUGACCGAUGGCGGGAAACAUUUGGAAGUUUUCUUCUGGGAUGACUCUGAUCUGAAAUUCAGAAAAGGAAGAACAGCAAUCUCACCGCCCAGCAGUGAUACAAUUGUGAAUGUCAGCCCUUCAGAUUUUGAUGGUGAUGGGUGCCUUGAUAUUUUGAUCUCUACACAAUCCCAGACUGCUGACAAGACUAUCACAGUGUUUGUGUAUUGGGGGAAUUCACAAACAUUAGAUAACAAUGGUGCUGUACGCUUGGCAAUGAAAGACCAGCCCUUAGUCCUGGAUGCCAAUGGUGACCUUUUACCUGACCUUUUUGGUACAGAUGAAAGUUCCUCACUCCGGUCAUACUGGAUUUCAAAAGGAUCAAACAGAAGCUUUGAUGUACAGGCACAGACCAAUUCCAGCAGCAAGUUAGCUCCUGUAAAAGUACCACACUCAAAUGCAUUCUUAGAUCUUAGUGGAGAUUUCACUGCAGAUCUAUAUGUUACCAAUGAGGACAAUAACGGUGAAGUCUGGAUAAAUAAAGAAGGCAUUCUUGUGCAGCCAUCUGAAUCAGAAAUGAUCAGGCCUCCAAAAAUAACAAAGAAAAUAAAACAUGUUGGCCAGUCAACAUUUGCUGACAUUGAUGGAGAUGGAAAUAUUGACCUCCUGUUACCAGUGUGUACCACUGACUACUGUGAAGAAAGUCACAUUUAUGUGUACAUGUACUCUAGUGGUCAGUGGACUAAGAUGUUAUCCAAUGAUAAGAAGCCUACCACGUGGCAGUUUAUUUCACCAUCAAAUCAGACUUCAUCCUUGUUUCCACUAAUGACCAUCAGAACAGGUGACUACAACAUGGACACUUUCAGUGAUGCGAUUGUAGUGUUGAAUGUCAGGGAUCCAGGAGACAAACAUUUCAAGAGAGUUGCAGCCUUAUUGGAGAACAUUCCAUGCCCAAGUAUGGAUGAGCCCUGUUUCAAUAGGCGCACCUUUGAUGUUCAGUGGCAGGAGUUGCCAAAUUUAGAGCCAGCUGUAUUAGCGACGUUUUUUGAUCUGUACGAAAAUGUAAGUACGUGUUUUACUUAAACAACAUAUAUAAUGGUUUAUAUAAUACGUCAAAUUGUUUUCGCAUUUUGAUUGGCUCUUACUUAUAAUCUUUAUCUAUUGGAGGACAGACGUGCAGAUGACGUCAAUAACAUUUUUUGUCUCUCUAUUACAUAAAACAGAGAUUCCAUGUUGCCGUGUCUCUGUUCAGUAAUAGAUCACAGAUGACGUCAAUAUGUGCUAAGAGCAUCAGUGACACAGUCGCCUAGCGGCUUGUGUGCCAGGUUUCUCUUUUUGUUUCUUUUUUUGCAAUACUACACUUUAUUUUCAAUUUCACAAAACUAAACUUCCUUAUAUCACAAGCAUUACGUACAAAUUACAAUAACAAUCAUUAUUGCUUACAAUACUAACAAUAUAACAACUUUUUUAACACGAUCUAAUUCUAAAUAACAACAAUAUCACUAAUAAGGACAAAACUAAAAAUGAUACAACUAACAGAUACAAUACUACUACUGCUACUAAUACAUUAUUCUAACAACUGACAAAAGUAAAUAUGCAAUAAAAACAAAAGAGAAGGGAAGAGAAGCGAAAAUAAUAUAUUGGGCCAUGAAAUACUUAAUUAAAACUGUUCAAAUGAAAAGGAGAACCUAAAUAUCAUUCCAUUAAAUUGCUUGUUUAAACAAAAGUUCAAAGGAGAGAUCAGGGAAUAAAAUGACUGGAGUAUUUUGUGCCACCUCUGUUGGAAUGCGUUUUGUGUUCCCGUAAUAAUCGAAACGUGUUUUUCUAUUUUUAAAUUGCAUCUAACCUGAUUAACUUAUUCCAUUGAGAAUGUUCAAACAUUAUUGUACUUACAGGAGUAAAUGUAAUAUCUACCAA